Messenger RNA from Blastomyces gilchristii SLH14081, 1200 nucleotides. RefSeq lists its product as uncharacterized. NCBI's taxonomy places the organism in Eukaryota, Fungi, Ascomycota, Eurotiomycetes, Onygenales, Ajellomycetaceae. The coding region runs from base 279 to 929 and encodes 216 amino acids. The transcript is spliced from 2 exons. The record is from RefSeq and is a predicted model, not a curated record.
GCUGCAAGGCGCUUCAACCCUGUUUCUUCUUUUCUUCUUUUCUUCUUUUCUUCUUUUCUUCCUUUCUCUCCUUCUUUCUCUUUUAUUAUUUACUUACCCCUCUCGCCCUCUCGACGCUGUGGUUUUCAAUUUUCCUCCCGCCGCUACCCAAAGUUACUGAUUGAUUCCUCUUUCGCAAACCUGGGGGUACAGAGGUUCAAAGGGCAUACAUCUGCGCCGUCGGACAUGAUGUAUGUUUCCUUUCUUUCUCUCAACGUUGACGGCUACACUGCGCAAUCAUGACGGAGAAGAAGGUUUUCUUAGAUGCUGCGGAUUUUCAAAAAGGUCUUAGCGCCCUUGAUACAGAGCUGGGAAAGAAUGCAUUCAUCGUCGCUUUCGCUCCGAUAAAAAUAAUAGCAGCCGGCGGCUAUUUUGCCAUCACAUACCUCAAAAACCGCACGGCUACGACAGACUUGGACUACAUCGCCGACCCCCAGUGGGCAGCUGAUGAGGAAAUCAAAAAGCCCAUCCAAGAGGCCAUUUUCGAAGUCUCGACCGCUCUGAAUUACAAUGAGGAAUGGAUAAACGAGGACAUGGCCUUGUUCGUGGCUGGGAGGACGAGACAACAGCUGUUCGAGCAAGCCGAGCGGCAAAACAUUGUCCUAUUCAAAGGCGAAAACCUCACCGUCCUUGCUGCGCCGGUCGAAUGGGUGUUGGAGCGGAAGAUCAGGAGGAUACACACCGGUGACAGGGGUCGGAAGGCGGAGUUGGAUAUGAGUGACGCUUUGGCAUUGCUGAAGUAUAUGAAGGAUAGGAAAGGCGAGCUGCUCGACAAAGAGCAUAUUCGCACCUUGAAUUCUAAUUCGUUUGAUAUUAUUCCGACGAGAGAAACGAUGGAGCAGGUGGCUGCAGCGUUCUGGAGAAAGUAUCGUGGGAAUAUAUUCGCUUGAGCUGGAGGAAACUUCUUCCCGGUAGGCUUCCGUUUGGCGAAAUUGGUGGUGGCGUAUAGAUCCGAUAUCAGUGUUUAAUCCUUGAGUUAUACCAAUCGUAGCGUUCUUUGUUGGGAAGAAAAAAAAAAAAAAAGAAUAGGAUAUAUUAAACCCUGUGACUAUUAUUUUUCUAAAUCGUAUACAACCAGCCCACAUUCGUGACAAUGUUUCGCCGCGCGAAAACUUCGUUCUUCCCGUUCUCCUCAAGGACUAAUUUCCCCUCACUGUUCAC